CCUGCCUUUCCACCGCUUCCUCCUCUGGAAAAGAAGAACCCUGACCCCCACGCAGGAGGUAAAGCCUGUUCGGAGCUCCGGACAUCUGCAACCCGGAGAUUACUGGUCAUCGGCGUCUUCGGGCCGGUGAGCAAGCCGAGGGGAGCUAGAGGGAUGGGGAGCGGCGCUGGGCUCAGGGGCUGGGCUGAGCGGCGGCCGGUGCUCUUUCCCUGGCUGCUGCUGUCUUUGUUGUGCCCGGUGCUGUCGGAGCCGAUCCGCUACACGAUUCCCGAGGAAAUGCCCGAGGGCUCGGUGGUGGGGAACCUCGCCAAGGACCUGGGACUCAGUGUCCGCGAGUUACCGACUCGAAAACUGCGCGUCGGUUCUGAGAAGCCUUACUUCACUGUGAGCGCAGAGCGCGGGGAGUUACUUGUGAGCAGCAGGCUGGACCGGGAGCAGAUGUGCGGGAAGAAGCCAGUUUGUGCUUUGGAAUUUGAGGCGGUUGCUGAAAAUCCGUUGAACUUUUACCACGUGAGCGUGGAGAUCGAAGAUAUUAAUGACCACACCCCCAAAUUCUUGCAAAGUUCCUUUGAGUUGCAAAUUAGUGAGUCCACAAAGCCUGAGGCACGAUUUAUCUUAGGAUCUGCCCAAGAUGCAGAUAUUGGUACCAACUCACUACAGAAUUACCAGCUAAGUCCCAAUGAUCAUUUCUUACUCGUGAAUAAGGAAAAAUUAGAUGGUAGUAAAUACCCUGAGCUAGUACUGAAGAUGCCUUUAGACCGGGAGGAGCAGAAGUCCUACCACUUGACCUUGACUGCCCUGGACUGCGGGGAUCCACCCCUAAGCAGCACUGCACAGAUACAAGUCCUAGUGACUGAUGCCAAUGAUAACCCUCCAGUGUUCAGCCAAGAGCUCUACAGGGUGAGCCUACUGGAAAACGUGUUCCCAGGCACCACUGUGAUUCGAGUGAUGGCCACUGACCAGGACGAGGGUGUCAAUGCUGAGAUCACCUUCUCUUUCACUGAAGCAGGCCAGAUCACUCAGUUUGACCUGAAUUCUACUACUGGGGAAAUUAUUACUCGACAUAUGUUAGAUUUUGAGGAAGUCAAAGAGUAUUCCAUAGUUUUGGAAGCUAGGGAUGGUGGUGGAAUGAUUGCCCAAUGUACUGUGGAGAUAGAAGUCCUAGACGUAAAUGAUAAUAUCCCAGAAGUGUUAUUCCAGUCUCUACCAGAUCUUAUCAUGGAGGACACCAGGCUCGGAACAUAUAUUGCUUUACUUAAAAUCCAUGACAAGGAUUCUGGAGAUAACGGAGAAGUAACUUGUAAAUUAGAAAGUGAUGUUCCGUUUAAAUUGCUAACUUCUUCAAGAAACACGUAUAAAUUAGUGACAGAUGAAGUUCUAGACCGGGAGCAGAUCCCUGAAUACAAUGUUACCAUCACAGCCACCGACAAAGGCAAGCCACCCCUCUCCUCCAGGACCACCAUCACAGUACACAUUGGAGAUGUCAAUGACAACGCCCCGGUUUUCCAACAGUCCGCCUACCUGGUUCACGUGCCAGAAAACAACCCUCCAGGGGCCUCCAUAGCACAGGUCAGCGCCUCCGACCCCGACCUGGGACCCAACAGCCAGGUCUCCUACUCCAUCGUGGCCAGCGACCUGGAGACACAGGCGCUGUCGUCCUACGUGUCCGUGAACCCACAGAGCGGCGUGGUGUUCGCGCAGCGCGCCUUCGACCACGAGCAGCUGCGCACCUUUCAGUUGACCCUGCAGGCUCGCGACCAGGGCUCGCCCGCGCUCAGCGCCAAUGUCAGCCUGCGCGUGUUGGUGACCGACCGCAACGACAACCCGCCAAGAGUGCUUUACCCGGCGCUGGGGCCCGACGGCUCUGCGCUCUUCGACACAGUGCCGCGCGCCGCUCAGCCCGGCUACCUGGUCACCAAGGUGGUGGCGGUGGACGCGGACUCGGGACACAAUGCCUGGCUAUCCUACCACGUGCUGCAGGCCAGCGAGCCUGGACUGUUCAGCCUGGGGCUGCGCACGGGGGAGGUGCGCACAGCGCGGGCUUUGGGUGAAAGGGACGCGGUGCGUCAGCGCCUGCUGGUCGCUGUGCGAGACGGGGGACAGCCGCCUCUCUCGGCCACUGCCACGCUGCUCCUGGUCUUCGCCGACAGUCCUCAAGAGGUACUGCCAGACCUCAGUGAUCGCCUCACACCCUCUGACCCCCAGGCUGAGCUACAGUUUUAUCUGGUGGUGGCCUUGGCCUUGAUCUCGGUGCUCUUCCUCUUGGCGGUGAUUCUGGCGGUUGCCCUGCGCCUUCGACGCUCCUCCAGCCCCACCACCUGGAGUUGCUUUCAGCCGAGUCUCUGUACUAAGACUGGACCUGUGGUUCCUCCCAACUACAGCCAGGGAACAUUGCCCUAUUCCUACAAUCUGUGCGUUGCCCAAGCUGGAAAGACAGAGUUUAAUUUUCUAAAAUGUAAGGAACAGUUGAGUUCAGAACAAGAUAUACUUUGUGGUGAUUCAUCUGGGGCCUUAUUUCCACUUUGUAAUUCCAAUGAGUCGACUUCCCAUCAGGUGAGUUUCCUUUAA
Messenger RNA from Phyllostomus hastatus (greater spear-nosed bat), 2568 nucleotides. Its product is annotated as protocadherin gamma-B4-like. The record is from RefSeq and is a predicted model, not a curated record. Gene Ontology annotation, molecular function: calcium ion binding. The coding region runs from base 154 to 2568 and encodes 804 amino acids. Lineage: Eukaryota; Metazoa; Chordata; Mammalia; Chiroptera; Phyllostomidae. Gene Ontology annotation, biological process: homophilic cell-cell adhesion. Gene Ontology annotation, cellular component: plasma membrane. The transcript has a single exon.